Molecule: messenger RNA, 2495 nt
Organism: Peromyscus maniculatus bairdii (prairie deer mouse)
Lineage: Eukaryota; Metazoa; Chordata; Mammalia; Rodentia; Cricetidae
Gene: Gabra6
Product: gamma-aminobutyric acid type A receptor subunit alpha6
Biological process (GO): chloride transport; monoatomic ion transmembrane transport; gamma-aminobutyric acid signaling pathway
Cellular component (GO): membrane
Molecular function (GO): extracellular ligand-gated monoatomic ion channel activity; GABA-A receptor activity
Source: RefSeq, a predicted model, not a curated record
UUCUUCCUUUUAAUAUCCCCUAAUGCCUUAGUUAAUUAUUGUCAUUGUUCUGACUCUCCAUUUCUCAACUGAACCAGUUAGAGGAGGCUGAAUAUCUGCAGGACUUAAUCUAAGACCACAGAAGACCCCAGUCCAUCUGAAUUGACAAAACUAAGACAAAAAGAAUAAAGAGAACCCCUAAUAUUUUCCUGGCAACUCCUUCAUCUAUUGGAUUGCUGACUGGGCACAGGCUGGGAUGAGGGAUAUGAGGGGUUUAGAAGAAUUCUCCAGUUGAUUGUCACAGGAGAGCUGGCUGAGGGGAAGAAGAAGCUGGAGGAGGGUUACCUGGCAUCUCAGUGAACCAUAGGAUGGUGGUGCUUCUCCCCUGGCUGUCCAUGAUUCUAUGGCUAGAAAAUGCCCAAGCUCAACUUGAAGAUGAAGGCAAUUUCUACUCUGAAAACGUCAGUCGGAUUCUUGACAACUUGCUGGAAGGCUAUGACAAUCGUCUACGACCAGGAUUUGGAGGUGCUGUCACAGAAGUCAAAACAGAUAUCUAUGUGACCAGCUUUGGGCCUGUGUCAGAUGUGGAGAUGGAGUAUACAAUGGAUGUUUUCUUCCGCCAGACUUGGACUGAUGAGAGACUGAAGUUUAAGGGUCCCGCUGAGAUUCUGAGCUUAAAUAACUUGAUGGUUAGUAAGAUCUGGACUCCUGACACUUUUUUUAGAAAUGGGAAAAAGUCAAUUGCUCACAACAUGACCACCCCUAACAAGCUCUUUCGAUUAAUGCAGAACGGAACAAUUCUGUACACCAUGAGACUUACCAUCAAUGCCGAUUGUCCCAUGAGGCUGGUCAACUUUCCUAUGGAUGGGCACGCUUGUCCACUCAAAUUUGGGAGCUAUGCUUACCCUAAAAGUGAAAUCAUAUAUACAUGGAAAAAAGGACCACUUUACUCGGUAGAAGUCCCAGAGGAAUCUUCCAGCCUCCUCCAGUACGAUUUGAUUGGGCAAACAGUUUCUAGCGAGACAAUUAAAUCUAACACAGGUGAAUAUGUAAUUAUGACAGUCUAUUUCCACUUACAAAGGAAGAUGGGCUACUUCAUGAUCCAGAUAUACACUCCAUGCAUUAUGACAGUCAUUCUUUCUCAGGUGUCUUUCUGGAUUAAUAAGGAAUCGGUUCCAGCAAGAACUGUCUUUGGAAUCACCACUGUUUUAACCAUGACUACCUUAAGCAUCAGUGCCCGGCACUCCCUGCCCAAAGUGUCCUAUGCAACUGCCAUGGAUUGGUUCAUAGCCGUGUGCUUUGCUUUUGUCUUUUCUGCUCUCAUUGAGUUCGCCGCUGUCAACUACUUCACCAAUCUCCAGUCACAGAAGGCUGAAAGGAAGGCACAGACUGCGGCCCCGCCCCCUGUGGCAAUAUCAAAAGCCACGGAACCACGGGAAGCUGAGAUUGUUGUGCAUUCUGACUCCAAAUACUACCUGAAGAAGAGGAUCAGCUCCCUGACUUUGCCGAUAGUUCCAUCUUCUGAGGCCAGCAAAGUCCUCAGUAGAACACCUAUCUUACAAUCAACACCUGUCACUCCCCCGGUGCUCUUACCAUCUGUUGGAGGCACCAGUAAAAUAGAUCAGUAUUCUCGAAUUCUCUUCCCAGUAGCAUUUGCAGGAUUCAACCUUGUGUACUGGAUAGUUUACCUUUCCAAAGACACAAUGGAAGUGAGCAGUACUGUUGAGUAGUUUGCAGCCAGGACAACCCGGAUGCUGCAGUGUCUCGUUUUCCUCCCUGACAUCACACAAAUUAUUAAGAUUUGUGUAGAUAGUCUCAUUUCUGAUAUGAAGUGAAAACUGAAUAUCUGUAAUUCAUAAUGUGGAAUAAGCAUGUACGGGCCAAAACAAUGAUGUUACUCUUCAAAAUUGAAAUUGGAAGGCUACUGAAAAUAUGGCUUUUCUAUACAAUAAAAUAGUUAGUAAUAAUAAUGUAUGCAUAUAAGGUAGAUUCAGGAUGAGUUUGCCAACCUUUAUUUUCAUUGUUCAAUAUUUUUAAUUGUCACUGUGAAUAAUAUUUCCCACAAGGCAGACAAACUCAGACACGCUAAAGCUUGCAUUAAAUUUGUUUAUUUUUGCUUAAUUUCUAUUCUAAAUCUUUAUUGUAUGUUUGCUCAGCAUGCUGGAGGCCUUUAUGGCUUUACAAGAACUUUCAGUGGCAUUGGACAGCUUAUAUUCAGUUAGACAGUUCUUUUUAACCUUGCUGUGUUCUUUUACCUCAAUAAAACGUGGCAUUAUAUACAUAUAAAUAAAACAUAGUUUAUAAAUUAUGUAUGCAUAUGUACAUAGCUUUAGUUAUGCUGCAAUACUGUUGCUACUUCCCACUGAAUUCAUCUUUAAAAGUAUAUGCCUGCUAUAACACCAGGAAGUUUUAGGAAGGUCACUCUGUGUACUAUGACUGUAUAUUCUGAUUGUGGUUACCACACAUAUGUUCCACUUUCCUAAAUAUAAUAGUAAAUAAAACCAUAACAAGCCUGC